UUGAAGUUUACUGUGUUGCUGACAUCUGAGGGAUUUAGAAGGUCCUCUCUUGCAAGAAAGUUUUAUUGACUGAUAAUCUGGGUUGAUGGGUUCUUAACCAAUUUAUUGCUUUUUGAAAAAUCUUACAUUUUUCUGGCACUAAGUUGAUCUGUGAGCACUAACCAUGUGAAAUUGUAUGAGCACCUGAAAGUUUAAUCCUUUAUGUACUUUUAACAGCCAUUACAGGAUCUUUAGUGUGAUUUCCCUUGCAAUUCCAUGGCUCAUAUUCUUCAUGCCAAGGCGGUGAAGGAUGGUACAGUUAGGAGUUUGAACGCGGCGAAUUACCUCUUGAGCUUGUAUGUGAAAUCUCAGAACUUUGACAAUGCACACAAGUUGUUUGAUGAAAUACCCGGCAGGGAUAUCCGCUCGUGGACUAUCUUUAUUUCCGGUUUAGCUCGAAUUGGUUCUUCUAGGAUGGUGUCUGAACUUUUUAGGAAAAUGCAGACUGAGGGUGUUCCUCCAAACCAAUUUACAUUAUCUAGCGUGUUAAGCUUGUGUUCUAGUAAAAGUGAACCUCAGAUUGCUAAGGGAAUUCAUGGAUGGAUAGUGAGAAAUGGGAUUGAUUUGGAUGUUGCAUUGGAAAAUUCUAUUCUUGAUGUAUAUGUAAAAUGUGGUGCUUUUCAAUAUGCAGAAAGAUUAUUUGGAAGGAGAAAAGAGAGAGACACAAUUGCUUGGAAUAUCAUGAUAGGUGGGCAUAUGCGUAUUGGAGAUGUGGAGAAGUCUCUUGAUUUGUUUGAUAGGUUUCCUUUCAAAGAUGUCGCUAGUUGGAAUACGGUUAUAGAUGGGCUAAUGCGCAAAGGGUAUGAAGGCGCUGCAUUGAAACUACUCUAUGAGAUGGCAAAAAAGGGGCCAACAUUCAAUGAGUUCACAUUCUCCACAGGUUUGGUUUUGGCUUCAAAGUUAUCACUCUUGGAACUUGGGAGACAAAUUCACAACCUUGUCCUUACAUUAGGUAUCCACAACAAGGGAUUUAUUAAGACUUCUCUUAUAGAUUUCUAUUGCAGAUGUGGGGAAAUGGAGAAGGCACUGGUGAUCUUCAGAAAGAUGCGCCAGCUUCAUUCGAACUCUCUAAAUCCCAUCGUUUCUAGCGAUGAAUCAAUGACAGAAAUCAUAGCAUGGAGCUCAUUGAUUUCUGGGUUUGUUCAUAAUAACGAGUAUGAAAAUGCUUUACAGACUUUUGUUUCUAUGGUUAGUGAUAAUAUUGGCGUAGACAGAUUUACAGUCACAACCAUUGCCUCUGUCUGUGCUAAUGUUGGGAGUUUAACACUCGGUCAACAUAUCCAUGCAUACAUUCAGAAAAUUGGGCACCAACUGGAUUUUCACUUAGGUUCCUCACUAGUUGAUAUGUAUUCCAAAUGUGGAAGCCUAGAGGAUGCUCGGGUGAUUUUUAACCAAACCUCUAGUCCCAAUGUUGUGCUGUGGACAUCAAUGGUUUCUGCUUGUGCUUUACAUGGGCAAGGACACGAAGCAAUUCGGAUUUUCGAACUCAUGAUAGAAGAGGGAUUCAAACCAAAUGAAAUUUCUUUUACUGUGGUUUUAACGGCUUGCAGCCAUGCUGGCCUUCUUGAAGAAGGCUGCAACUAUUUUCGCUUGAUGAAAGAAGUUUAUCACAUCAAACCUGGAAUUGAACACUUCACUUGUAUGGUUGAUCUUUAUGGCCGGGCUGGACACUUAGACGAGGCUAAAAAGUUCAUUCAUAGAAACCAUAUUUCUAAUCAGAGUUUAGUUUUGAAGUCAUUUCUAUCUUCUUGCAGACUUCACAGAAAUAUAGAAAUGGGAAACUGGGUUUCUGAAAAGCUUCUCCACCUCAAAUCAUCAGAUGCCGGAUCCCAUGUCCUGUUUUCGAAUAUGUGUGCUGUCAAUCAAAGAUGGGAAGAAGCAGCUAAAGUGAGGAGCUUAAUGAGACAGAGAGGGAUCAAUAAACUCCCUGGUCAAUCUUGGAUCCAACUGAAGAACCAAGUCCACAGUUUUGUUAUGGGAGAUAGGUCUCAUCCAAGUGAAGCUGAGAUAUACUUAUACUUAGAUGAACUGAUUGGAAGAUUGAAGGAGAUAGGUUACUCAUCCGCAGUGGAUCAGGUAAUGCAGGAUGUAGAAGAAGAACAAAGCGAACAGUUCCUCGGUUAUCACAGCGAAAAGCUUGCCAUUGCUUGCGGAAUCAUCAGCCUGCCAUCCGGGACUCCAAUUCGAAUCAUGAAAAACCUUAGAGUUUGUACUGACUGUCAUAACUUUAUCAAGUAUACUUCUCAGCUUUUGAAUAGGGAGAUCAUUGUUAGAGAUAUUCGCAGGUUCCAUCACUUUAAGGAUGGUUCCUGCUCUUGUGGAGAUUACUGGUGAGGUUCUAACAUUACACAACAUGUUCUAACAUUUUUGGUGUACAUCCGAUUAUAGCUUUUGGUCAUUGAGUUUUUCAUCAUUUUGGGCUUUAAAUUACCUUAUCAAGUGACAUUUUGUUUAGUUCCUUAGCAAUCAUCCUUGUA
Molecule: messenger RNA, 2516 nt
Organism: Humulus lupulus (European hop)
Lineage: Eukaryota; Viridiplantae; Streptophyta; Magnoliopsida; Rosales; Cannabaceae
Product: pentatricopeptide repeat-containing protein At2g22070-like
Exons: 1
Coding region: 256-2373 (705 amino acids)
Biological process (GO): RNA modification
Molecular function (GO): zinc ion binding; protein binding; RNA binding
Source: RefSeq, a predicted model, not a curated record